GAGGUGUGGCGGAAGUGGUUGGGGAGUGAGGAGCCCCGGAGGGGGCGGUUCCCGUUCUACCGCGGAGCCGGAUGUUUGCCGAGCUUUGACAGGCGUGGCACAGGGAGCAGUGCCCGACCACGGUUCUGUGGAGCGAAGCUGUGAGGGACAGGCUUGGUCAUGGACCCGCUUUCAGAGUUGCAGGAUGACCUGACCUUGGAUGACACCAGCCAGGCUCUGAACCAGCUGAAGCUAGCCUCCAUUGAUGAGAAGAACUGGCCCUCAGACGAGAUGCCCGACUUCCCCAAGUCAGAUGACUCCAAAAGCAGCUCCCCGGAACCCGUGACACACCUGAAGUGGGAUGACCCUUACUACGACAUCGCCCGGCACCAGAUUGUGGAGGUGGCAGGGUGUGAUGAGCCUGAGGGGGCCCAGCCAGGAGACGACAAGUAUGGGCGGAAGAUCAUCGUGUUUAGUGCCUGCCGAAUGCCCCCGAGCCACCAGCUGGACCACAGCAAGCUCCUGGGGUACCUGAAGCACACCCUGGACCAGUAUGUGGAGAGCGACUACACACUGCUGUACCUGCACCAUGGCCUGACCAGCGACAACAAGCCCUCCCUUAGCUGGCUCCGGGAUGCCUACCGAGAGUUUGACCGCAAGUACAAGAAGAACAUUAAGGCUCUGUACAUCGUGCACCCCACCAUGUUCAUCAAGACCCUGCUCAUCCUCUUUAAGCCCAUCAUUAGUUUCAAGUUUGGGCAGAAGAUCUUCUAUGUGAAUUACCUGAGUGAGCUGAGUGAGCAUGUGAAGCUGGAGCAACUGGGGAUCCCUCGCCAAGUGCUCAAGUAUGAUGACUUCCUCAAAUCCACACAGAAGAGCCCUGCGACAGCCCCCAAGCCCAUGCCACCACGGCCCCCUUUGCCCAACCAGCAGUUUGGGGUCUCGUUGCAGCACCUCCAGGAGAAGAACCCAGAGCAGGAGCCCAUUCCGCUUGUGCUCCGGGAGACUGUUGCCUACCUGCAGGCUCACGCUCUCACUACUGAGGGGAUUUUCCGGAGAUCAGCCAACACUCAAGUUGUGCGGGAAGUACAACAGAAGUACAACAUGGGGCUGCCUGUGGACUUUGACCAGUACAAUGAUUUGCACCUGCCAGCGGUCAUCCUCAAGACCUUCCUCCGGGAGCUUCCUGAGCCCUUGCUCACCUUUGACCUUUACCCCCACGUUGUGGGCUUCCUCAAUAUUGAUGAGAGCCAGAGAGUGGGGGCAACGCUGCAGGUGCUCCGGACGCUGCCUGAGGAGAACUACCAGGUGCUUCGUUUCCUCACUGCCUUCCUGGUGCAGAUUUCUGCCCACUGUGACCAGAACAAGAUGACCAACACUAACCUGGCUGUUGUCUUCGGCCCUAACCUGCUGUGGGCCAAGGAUGCUGCCAUCACCCUCAAGGCCAUUAAUCCCAUCAACACAUUCACCAAGUUCCUUCUGGAUCACCAAGGGGAAUUGUUCCCCAGCCCUGACUCGGGAGGGCUCUGAGCCCUGCCCCACCACCCUUCCCAGCUUCAGCCUUAUGAGUCUGGGGCUCCUGCCCAGGAAAGGGGUCAUGAGGCCCUGGGAGCUGGAAGCUGGAGCCAGCCAGUUGGGCAGCUCUUCCUCCCCUUCUGUCCAGCCCACCUGGCCGGCCCUGGAGACCUCGCUGUAACCACGAGACAUUUUUCUUCGCCUUAUACUUCUCACUGCCUCCUUGGACCCCUGGCUCCUUGCCAGGCUCUGCAGAUCUGGCGGCCUUUGGCUCUUCUAGUAUGAAAAAGACUGGCCCCAGAAACUGCUUACCCACUUUCUCCUGCCUCUCUUUUCCUGGCAAUUGCAGAUGCCUCAAUCACUGCCAGCUGGGCUGGUAGCUGGGGCUGAUCCUCCCUUUCCUGGCUGCUGGGGAAUAAGAGGCCAUGCUGGCUUGGGCCUGCCUGCUGAGGCAUCUCCCUGGGUGAAGGCCUUGUGUGCCAGCACCUGCUCCUGUCCUCUCCUCUAAUGGUUCAGCCUUGUGUUUUUACACAGCUAAGGACGGGCAAGGCUGGGGUCUGCUUCCUAUUUCUGCCUCCUUCUCGUCCUCACAUCCUGGGUCAGGCUUUCUGAAGUGAUACUGCCCCCAGGGUGUUCUAGCCCCCUGUUCUGGCAGCUUGGAUGACAGGGCUGAGUCCCAGCAUCCAUUUGAAAUAUACACCCCAUUCCCAGUCUCAUGCCCCCUGCCCCAUGCCUUGCCUCUUCUCUCUACCUACUUGGACAGAUCCUCAGUAUAGGGCUCCUGUGGACAGGUCUGUUGUGGGGUCACACUGGUCCCUGCUCUGGCCAGAAGUGACUCAGUGCCUCAGGAUCUGUGGGUAGGGACUCCCGGAGGGGCUGAGCAGAGACUUUGCCAAUUAGAUCAGUCCCUGCCAGGGGAGUUCUAGCAACCUCCCCCAGGGACUACAAGCCCCAAGGCCCUGUCAUCUUUCAGAAAACAUGGACCCCAAUGAUUGGUACUUCUCAUUCCAACUGUGUCCCUUAGAAUGAUACUCCUUCCUGGUGAACCCUGGGGACCCCACUUCCUGCAGCCUUGUCCCCUGGCAGCAGGAUACUAGAUGCACAGCGGCCCUGCCCCCACAGCCUUGGCCAGAGCCUGUACUGGGGUGGGGGCCUUAUUGACCAGCCCAGCCCCAUCUGUGAGGGGGGUGCAGCCUGAGCCCCGACCUCACUGGGCUCUCUCCUCAUGAUGCUAGCAUGUCAGGACUCCCAGGGCCUGGAGUGGCUGCUGGUUCCCUGACAGUCCCUGCAUCUCUAGCCCAAGCCAGGGCUUCCGCUUUCUGCCCUCCUGUGUAUAUCAGGUGUUGCUCACAGCCCCAUUUACUGGGGAGCCCCGUGGAUCUCUUUGGUCUUUCUCCUGUCCCCUGUCCCACUGGUCUGUGCCUGCGGGGAAAAGUGGGGGAGGCGGGAGUACUGUGAAUCAAGUGUUCACAUUCACUUAAUGACUUCCUUGGCACCAAUCAUGUAUUUCACCUUUGCACUUUUUGUAUUUCAAUAAAAAAGGAGAUGGAAAACUA
Messenger RNA from Leopardus geoffroyi (Geoffroy's cat), 3050 nucleotides. It is a transcript of the gene ARHGAP1, whose product is annotated as Rho GTPase activating protein 1. The transcript is spliced from 14 exons. The record is from RefSeq and is a predicted model, not a curated record. Lineage: Eukaryota; Metazoa; Chordata; Mammalia; Carnivora; Felidae. Gene Ontology annotation, cellular component: cytoplasm. Bases 160 to 1509 code for a protein of 449 amino acids. Gene Ontology annotation, biological process: small GTPase-mediated signal transduction; negative regulation of endocytic recycling. Gene Ontology annotation, molecular function: GTPase activator activity.